Molecule: messenger RNA, 1092 nt
Organism: Cuscuta campestris
Lineage: Eukaryota; Viridiplantae; Streptophyta; Magnoliopsida; Solanales; Convolvulaceae
Source: the annotation of a GenBank genome assembly
GCUGAUACAAACAACUAACAACCAACACAUAACAGCCAAUCCAAACAAGGCCAGUGUAUGAUUAUCACUACCGUGACACUGGGUACCAGAAUAUAGUUCCAUCAGUUCCGGAUUUUAUUCUAUCCGCGCCUAUUAUAAGAGAAAUACCCGCUUGGAAAAUUGUCAGUUUCUUUUCUUGUUUUCAACAACUGCUCUGGUAAGUGCCUGCGUAUCCGGCGUUGCCCCGCCUCAGCCGUCCCCGCCAGCGCCGCCGCUGGCGGGAGCCAUUUCUUGAUCUCCGCUCGUUCAGGUCCUUAACAUGAAGGUGUGUGGAAUGCCAGGGUAGAACUGCCAGAUGCUUAUCCUCUUGUCUCCUUCUAUCAAUUAUCCCAAUGAGAUUUAUAAUUGAAAUAUUGAUGAAAUGGCAGGGACAGUUUGUUGUCACCUUUAUUUGCUUAAGGCUCGGACAAUUUUGAAGGAAGCUUGAUAGGAAGUAUUGCACGUACAGAGGACAUGGCAUGUGGGAAGUGACUGUGGCAGUGGGAUGAUCCAUCCACAUUGGCCAGAUAUUCCACUGGAGAUAUAUAUAGAGAACACUCUUGAAAUGGAGCCUAAAGAUGUUGAUAAUCUGUCUUAUGGACUAUGGAUUUCAUGCAUUGACCAUGUGAUGGCCUGUUCGCAGCACACGAAUGAUCAGAAGCCGAGGCAGGGAGAUUCCUUCUUUUUUUCGUAGCGCAGCAUACAGGGAUACAUUUCUAACCAUUUUGAUCUUUUCAGGAAAAAUGGACAGGAGUGCUGUUGAACGCGAGCUUGCUCAGCUGGGACAACAACUGGAACGUGAGAUGCAGCUGCUCGAUCAGCUUGGCCAAGCACCACGGGACGUCUAUGCCCGUCCGGAGUUUGGGGGAUGGGAAAGUGUAGAAGCGCAGGGUGCCUUCAUCGACUGCUGCAUCAGGGUGACGAGGUUAAAUAGAAGGAUGCGCGAGCUUCAUCGCCAACUGGUGCACAGCCGUCUCUAGACCUUUUCUUGUGCUGUUCUUUCUUUCAUGCUGUUCAGUUUUAAUUUGUUGGAUUUGCUCCUUCUUAUGUAGUCUAAACUGAGGUUUAGACUAG